Messenger RNA from Salvia miltiorrhiza (redroot sage), 1415 nucleotides. RefSeq names its product GDSL esterase/lipase 5-like. Gene Ontology annotation, molecular function: lipase activity. Gene Ontology annotation, biological process: lipid metabolic process. The transcript has 5 exons. Bases 182 to 1261 code for a protein of 359 amino acids. NCBI's taxonomy places the organism in Eukaryota, Viridiplantae, Streptophyta, Magnoliopsida, Lamiales, Lamiaceae. The record is from RefSeq and is a predicted model, not a curated record.
AUUAAUAACCAACUCAUAUUGCACGUGAAAAUGAUAUCUCCAAGUUCAACGGCCUAUAUUAUUGACUUAUUACGAAAAAUAUAUACAUAAAAAAUAAACUUUACACUAGCUCUACCACUAAUUUCUUAAAUAUUUUUGUUACCAUAUAUACAAAAAUAUUGACCUUUAGCUGCAUCUAAACAUGGCGAAGCUAAGUUUCUUCCUCAUCUUGAUCUCAAUUCCUCUCAUCACCGGCUGCCGGAAACAGCCGGCGGCGGCGCUCUUCAUCUUCGGCGACUCCCUCUUCGACGCCGGAAACAACAACUACAUCAACACCACCACUCUCGACCAAGCCAAUUUCUGGCCAUACGGCGUCUCCUACUUCCACCAUCCCACCGGAAGAUUCUCCGAUGGCCGAUUAAUCUCCGAUUUCAUCGCUGAACAUGCAAAAUUGCCACUGAUUCCUCCAUAUCUGCAGCCAAGAAAUUACCGUGAUUUGCAGAAUUACCAUGGGGUAAAUUUUGCAUCUGCUGGAGCUGGGGCUUUAUCUCAGACUUUUCAAGGGCUGGUAAUUGAUCUCAAAACACAGCUAAAGUACUACAAGAGAGAAGUUGCUGAACUAAGGCACAACAUAGGUGGUGGUGCAAGAAUUUCAUCAACUGCAAUUUACUUGUUCAGCAUUGGCAGCAACGAUUAUAUGAGCCCUUUUCUCUUAAACUCUACUCUUCUCUCCUCUUAUCCUCACUCUAAAUACGUCGACAUGGUGCUCGGCAAUUUGUCAACGGUCGUCAAGGCAAUACACAAAAAAGGGGGCAGAAAAUUUGUAUUCCUAAAUUUAGGAGAGUUGGGAUGUUUCCCGGGCUUGAGAAUUCUCAAACCAGAGACAGAUGGUGGAUGUUUGGAAGAAGUUUCAGAGCUAUCAGAACUCCAUAACAAAAAACUCAAGGAUUUGUUGGUGAAAUUAGAUCAACAGCUGCAGGGUUUCAAGUAUUUCCUCUACGACUUCAAAAGCAGUCUUGCACAAAAGACAACCAGGCCCCUCAAAUACGGGUUUGAGGAAGGGAAGAUGGCGUGUUGUGGGACGGGGCGUUUCAAUGGGGUAUUCAGCUGUGGAGGGAAGAGGCCAGUGAAGGAAUUUCAAGUGUGUGAAAAUCCAAGCAAGUAUGUGUUUUGGGACUCUUAUCAUCUCACAGAAAGGGUUUACAAACAAAUGGCAGAUGAAAUGUGGUAUGCAAGCACAGAGAGAGACAACAGCCUAAAGAAACUAUUCCUAUGCAUCUAAUGCAUUUGUUUGGUAAUUUAUGAUAGGCUUCUUCGAUUUUUUCUUUCUUUGGGUUUAUAGGAUGGCCUAUGAUAGACUUAGACCAAGUCUUUUAUAUGUUUAGAACAAAUAAUUCAUGAUUCAUAUUGGUAUUCGCUCGUUCAAGUCUGUUUAA